Molecule: messenger RNA, 1827 nt
Organism: Phragmites australis (common reed)
Lineage: Eukaryota; Viridiplantae; Streptophyta; Magnoliopsida; Poales; Poaceae
Product: amino acid transporter AVT6A-like
Exons: 5
Coding region: 338-1690 (450 amino acids)
Biological process (GO): amino acid transmembrane transport
Molecular function (GO): amino acid transmembrane transporter activity
Source: RefSeq, a predicted model, not a curated record
GGCUUCGGAGGUGAUCAGCGAGCGGUGGCUAAAUGAGGAGGCACUCUAAUUAUAAGACGUCUCCUCUCCUCCGAUCAAAGCUUGACCACACUGCACUCCCUGUCUCCCUCCAUCGUUCCUCGGUGCGGCCCGACCAGAGCGGAGGAACUCCAACCUAUACAAGUUUCAAUCUUUAAUUCGCAUUGUUUGCACCCGUGCUUGAGCGAAAAUUUUCACGUUUUUGCGCAACGAGGAAUCGGUCAGUAGCCAUUGGAAGCUGGAAUUCCGUCCGCGCAGACCGCACCAUCCCAGGAACGCGUCGGGCUUCGGCGCCGCCUUCGCGCGCGGCUCCGCUAGGAUGGUCAUGCCGGUGUCGAGCGGGGGUGACCACGCCGCGGCGGAUGAUGGCAGCGAGCCCCUCCUGCCCAGGAAGCAGCAGCGCAGGGGCGACGGGGAGGAUGGCGGCGACGACUUCCACGGCGCUUCUUUCGCGGGGGCGGUGUUCAACCUGUCCACCACCAUCGUCGGCGCGGGCAUCAUGGCGCUCCCGGCCACCAUGAAGGUGCUCGGCCUCGCCCCCGGGCUCGUCCUGAUCGUGCUCGCCGCGCUGCUCACGGAAUCCUCCAUCGAGCUCCUCGUGCGGUUCAGCCGCGCCGUGGGUGCCACGUCCUACGGCGAGGCCAUGGGUGACGCCUUCGGGGCGCUCGGCAAGGGGUUCCUCCAGGCCUGCGUCGUCGUCAACAACGUCGGCGUCAUGGUUGUCUACAUGAUCAUCAUCGGUGAUGUGCUCUCUGGAACCUCCUCCAGCGGUGUGCACCAUCAUGGUGUACUAGAAGGAUGGUUCGGCGCAAACCGGUGGAACGGACGCUUCGCCAUUCUCACUAUCACAACUCUCGGUGUGUUCACUCCGCUAGCAUGUUUCAAGCGCGUCGACUCACUGAGAUACACGUCUGCUAUAUCGGUUGCUCUGGCCGUUGUGUUCGUCGUGAUCACUGCCGGAAUCGCCAUCAUCAAGCUGGUGAGAGGACAGAUCCCGAUGCCUAAGCUGUUCCCCGAUGUUAAUGACUGGUCGUCCAUCUGGAGGCUCUUCACAGCGGCUCCAGUUCUUGUCACCGCUUACAUUUGCCACUACAACGUUCACCCUAUUGACAACGAGCUCAAGGAUUCUUCGCAGAUCAGGCCGAUCGUGCGCAUGUCGCUGCUGCUGUGCUCGGCCGUGUACAUCACCACCAGCUUCUUCGGCUUCCUCCUAUUCGGUGAGUCGACGCUGGACGACGUGCUCGCCAACUUCGACUCCAACCUUGGCAUCCCCUACAGCUCGCUCUUCAACGAUGCCGUCAGGGUGAGCUACGUGCUCCACCUCAUGCUCGUCUUCCCCAUCGUGUUCCACGCGCUGCGGCUCAACAUGGACGGGCUCCUCUUCCCCUCGGCGCGGCCGCUGUCCUGUGACAACCGGAGGUUCGGUGUACUGACGGCAGCACUUCUUGCGGUGAUCUUCCUCGCCGCGAACUUCAUCCCCAACAUCUGGGACGCCUUCCAGUUCACAGGAGCGACCGCUUCUGUCUCCGUUGCCUACAUCUUCCCGGCGGCGAUCACGCUAAGGGAUCGUCAUGGCAUAGCGAAGAGGAGGGACAAGUUCCUGGCAGUGUUCAUGAUUGUUCUUGCGGUGGUGGCAAAUGCGGUGGCCGUGUACAGCGACGCUUGCUCGUGAUUGUAAUGGCAGCCAACGCCAAACAUUCGUCUGUGCAUUAUUCAGCGAUGAAGCCAAUGUAAGCUGUCUGUAAGAAACGUCCCAGGUCUUGUUUGGAUAUGCAGGAAGCGGAUUUGGUCCAAUCCCCAUGGACGCCC